AUGUCUUCAUACGCCAUCAUCGGAGGCUCUCGUGGAAUAGGUCUAGAGCUAGUGCGCCAACUGUCUGGAAGGAAGAACGUGCACGUCCUGCAGGCGGAUGUUAUUGAUCACCAUGCCUUGAAGGUCGCAGCAGACAAGGUCUCAGAACUCACGGGCGGUACGCUGGAUGUUCUGAUACAUAGCGCUGCGCGCAUGGAUCAUACGUCUUUGUACCGCCGUCUCACCGACUACGCCGAUGACAAUCAACUCGAUGCUGAUUUUACGGAAGCUUUCCGUGUGAAUGUUCUUGGCAUCGUACACUCCAUAAAUGCUUUCCUCCCCUUGCUUCGCAAAGGUGGUUUCAAGAAAAUCCUUGUUAUGAGCAGUGGCGCGGGUGACCGCGAGCUCGCGUGGAAGGCGCGCGUUGCUACUUCUGCAGCGUACGGGACGACGAAGGCCGCGGCGAACAUGGUCAUGACCAAGUAUGCCGUGCUGCUAGAGAGCGAGGGGUUCACUGUGUUCGCCCUGAGUCCCGGCUACGUGGACACGACGGACACUGCCGUCGACCAGCCGGACGAAGCAGGGAAGGCUGCACUAGACGAGAUGCUGGAGAAUAUACGUAAAGUGUACCCCGGUUAUGACCCAGCACCCGCCCCUCUCAGCCUUGCUGUAAAGUCGAUCCUGAUGGCUGUGCAGCAGGCGGACCCUUCUCAGAAUGGGCAGUACUUACCCGCUCCACGGCUGACUUCCUAA
Messenger RNA from Postia placenta MAD-698-R-SB12, 732 nucleotides. RefSeq lists its product as hypothetical. Lineage: Eukaryota; Fungi; Basidiomycota; Agaricomycetes; Polyporales; Adustoporiaceae. The transcript has 6 exons. Bases 1 to 732 code for a protein of 243 amino acids. The record is from RefSeq and is a predicted model, not a curated record. Gene Ontology annotation, molecular function: oxidoreductase activity, acting on the CH-OH group of donors, NAD or NADP as acceptor.